GGAGGGGGGGAGGUAAAAAUCGUCAAAAAAAUGCGUGACGUCAUUUAUAGAUGACCCCCAUGGAGAAGAUCCACACAGAAACAGUUGAAGGAAAGGGGCCUAACAUUCAAACAGCUGCCCAGGCAAAGAACCCAAUGAAUUUUCCAGAAUUGGCUUGUCGUUUGACCGAUGGUAACAAAGAGAAUCACCCAGGAUCUUCGCUGAUAAGAAAAUCUGAAGACAUACCUUAUUCUUCUAUAUCUAAAUGUGAUUUGUCUAAUGAAAAUAUUUAUUCAGUGACAAUUGCUAAAGAUAUUUUACCAUUAUUUCAAACAUCAUCUUCUGAAAUGUUGUUUUCUAUCUCUAAACCUUCCACAAUUUCUUCAAGUUUCAAGAGAUAUUUUAACAUCAUUGCCUACUUCCCACAGUUCUUAUGUUCAAAAUUUGCAAUUUUCUGAGAAACAAAGUAAUAAUAAAUUUGUACCCAGUGUUUUAGUUUCAGCUCCAUUAAAAUUUAAUAAACCAAUCAAUUUCAAAAUUAAAUGUUUCUUAUCCCAUAUGAAAGUAGUCUGUUUUAUUUAAGAAAAAUCACCUUUAAAAAAAUUUAAUGUUUGAAUGUCAAUAAAUUGUUGACAUGGACUGGUUUGCGGGUAAGCUUUUAUACUUAGUGUACAAUAAAGAUUCAGUUUUGAUGUCAAUAUAGUUGCUUCUGAAAGAAUUAAACUAUAAACAAUAGCAUUUAUAUUAAUAUCUCAA
This is a messenger RNA of Physella acuta, 735 nucleotides long. RefSeq lists its product as uncharacterized. Lineage: Eukaryota; Metazoa; Mollusca; Gastropoda; Physidae. The record is from RefSeq and is a predicted model, not a curated record.